GACCUACCAUCCAAAUUACCUACAGAAACAGCGAGGAGAGCGUCUCCUCUGGACUGCUAAAACACAGAUCUUGCUUUGCUGCUACAACAGUCCUCUCUUCUUCCAAGAUAGAAAUGGGCAGCAGCAGUCAUUUUCUCCAUCAGUGAGAGGCAUAUCCAGACCCUCUGCAGCCAAACAGAACAGAUACAACCUUUUUAGAAGAUAAAACCUUUUUAGAAGACCCAGACUGUAUUUGGUUAUCACCUUUUUGGAUAAACAUUUUGGGGUCCAUGAUGAAUAAGACAAGGUCUGUUCAUGAUGGUUUUCCUUUCCUGAACAUUAAGAACUUGAGCUCAAACCGAAGCUUCCCCUCACACCUUUCUAAUCAGUGCAGGAAUGUCACUGACCUCACUGUUUUUCUGGCCACCUCUUACAGCUUGGAGACAGUCCUAGGCAUUGUGGGAAACAUCUGCCUGAUUGCUGUCAUAGCCAGGCAGAAGGAAAAGACCAAUGUCACCAACAUCCUAAUUUCCAAUUUAAUAAUUUCAGACUUGUUUAUGUGUCUUGUCUGCCUGCCUUCCACCAUUGUUUACACCAUGAUGGACUACUGGAUAUUUGGGGAGGUCAUGUGUAAAAUGACCUCUUUCACUCAGUGCACAUCUGUGACAGUGUCAAUACUUUCCCUUGUCCUUAUUGCUCUGGAAAGACACCAGCUCAUCAUAAACCCAACUGGCUGGAGGCCAAGCAUCUCCCAAGCCUACCUAGGAAUUGGAGUCAUUUGGACUUUAGCAUGUCUCAUGUCCUUGCCCUUUUUGACCACGUCCAUCUUGUCUAAUGACUUGUACCAGCAGCUUUCACACAUCAUGAAUUUUUCCAAUGACAAGGCCAUAUGCAUUGACUCAUGGCCUUCUGAGCAACACAGACUUAUCUACACCACCACCUUACUGCUCUUGCAAUACUGCAUCCCACUGUUCUUCAUUAUACUUUGCUACCUGCGUAUCUACUUACGCCUACAGAAAAGAAAAGACAUGUUUGAGAAGAGUGAAUACAGCAACCGAGCAGUUCAGCUGAGAAGGAUAAAUAUUUUGUUAGCAUCCAUGGUUGCUGCUUUUGCUGUUUGCUGGUUACCACUGCAUGUUUUCAACACCAUUGUGGACUGGAAUUACAAAAUCAUUUCACCUUGCCACCACAAUCUGAUCUUCUCAUUGUGCCACCUGGUAGCCAUGGCUUCCACCUGUGUCAACCCCGUUAUCUAUGGUUUCCUAAACAGCAACUUCAAAAAAGAAGUGAAGUCACUGAUUCUGAGCUGCCAGCAUAAUUCAGUAACUGCAUCCAUGGAAGAAUACGAUCAUUUACCUUUAUCCACCAUGCAGACUGAAAUCUCCAAGGGCUCACUGAUGUUGAACUGCAGACAUAAUUCCAUUUAGCUAGCAGAAAACAUUUCAGAGGGUUGCAUUGACACCACACACCAACAGUACCUGUGAGUAUAAAAAGCAACUGUUGAUGCUACAGCUGGGAUGCAAACAGGAGCCCACUGCUGCCUGACUUUUGGAAGAACAGGCAAAGGAAGUUCAUAAACGUAUACAGUAGCUCCUGUGGUGCCCAAGUUGUUCACAUCAUUGAGGCGGUACAGACGUUGAGAAGACUGGGCUGAUGUGUAACUGGCUGCUCUACCAGCUCAGUAACUAAGCUGCGGCUGCACAUAGACUGACGUGGGGUUCAUCAGCUAAGCUCACAUCACCAUGGCUGAGAUAGAAUCUCAGGCUUCCAAUAUCAGUUCUACAGGCUGCCAAAAGCUGCAUUAGUGAAGGCUUCAUUUUUCAGUAUUAGUAAGAUGUUCAUGCACUGAUGACACACCAGUGGAACAGAGAUAUGUAAAUAUGUACAUUUUUGUGCUUUACCAACUCUGACAGCUUGAUAGGUAACAGUAAUGUAUCAACAGAUCUAGUUCACAUCAAACUGGAUGCCUGGAACUUCUCUCUCUCAUCGUACAGGUCUGGGAAUAGCCACUUGGCAAUAGCAAGUAGGGACACAGAACAAUCCUGUUACAUAAAGUUACUUAUAGAGGAAUACUGGCAAAUGAAAACAGUACUCUGUGGAUUAAACUCUUGAAGCACAUAGACAUGAUGCAGAGCACUAUUUUUAAGCAAAUGAAAAACAGUUGCAGAUCUAUGUGGAAACAAAUCUGGUUGAUUUUGCAAUUCCUGCUGCUGCCAGUCACAGAGCUCCACAACACUAAAAGUGCAUGCCAUGAUGAUAAGACCUGGCUGGAUUACUGGAGCUGUUCCAGACCUCGGUAGGAAGAUCUCAAUUCUGCUUCAGCAGCAACAUACUAACUAGUUCCUUGGUACUUCAACCACAGCGUGUCUUGUUCAGAAAGUCUGAAUGAGCAUGAAAAACUGUUUGUGGAAGCCUUGUCUUUUCAGAGUGCAUACACUCCCAAAGAAAUAAGCAUACACAUGGAGGUUUUCUGUUUCCUGUUAAAAUAAAACCAGGUAUCAGACACCCGUUCCACUUGCUGGCAUCAGCAACAAAGAUGGAGCUGAAGCUCCGACAGAUCAAUAGAAGGUCAGUAAAAAUAGCACAAGUGGAAUCCAGGUCAGGUGGAGACACAAAUCUUAAAGCCAAGCUACAUGUAAAUAAAUAGUAUUGUCUAUUUUGUCUAAUUGCUCUACUGAAGCGAGGGUCAUGUUUUUUAAGAUGUGUGGUAUUUUUAGUCUUUGUCCACAAAUUGGCUCAGUGACUGCUGAGAAACCAAGAAGUAGUUAUGCCCAAGACAGCCAUGCUGAGGAACAAAAUGGAAUAAUAAUAAAAAAAAAAAAUAGAAGGCAAGUGUAUAAAACGAUAUCAACAUAUUCAAGGUGCUGUAGGCUAAUAGUAAAGAAAUAUGGAACUGUAUUCUGUCCUGUGUUGUUAAACUAACCUUAGCAGAAGACUGGGCUAGGUGACCAACUGAGGUCACUUCUAACCUGAAUUAUGUUACGCUAAGUAGUCAUUACUUCUCGUAGUCAAUUACAUUGCGUGGAUUUGAAGCUAUCUAAUGUACAGUUAUGCAGAAAGCUUCCCUUAACCAGAAGCUCUCCAAUUAGAUGAUGGUAAACAAUUAGGUGAGCCUCCCAUGCUGUGGUCUGACAGGCAAUACAGACUUCAGACAGAGCAUCUGAAGACAAGAUCAAACUCUUACACUAUGGGGUAGCAAGAGCUACCAACAAAGAUGAAUUUGUAUCUGCAUCUGGCAUAGAUGGCAGGUAAUCCCUUGCCAGGAGCUGGGACACAGAAAUCGGUGGCAAAACUUCAGGUUUGGACAUUGAAUACUUGCAUGCAGGGUCUUAAGAAGUCAUUCUGACACAGCCACCCUUCUAAUUCUGGGCAGAACCUGUAUAUCUCAAUAAGAGAGUUCAUGUGUGAUUUCCUUCUGCAACCUCUUCAGUUACCUGGCAAGACAUGUUUGCUUCUUUUAGAUGGACUUCUGCUUUCUUUUGUAUUUGUAUUUGUUGUUGUUGUUGUUGCAGUAUGAGAAGUAGUUUCUCUUGAUUUCUUUGUAUUCAGUGUCAUUUUUAGACUGGACAUUGAUCCUAUUAGAAACACAGAACAAGAGGACUCAUUUUUAUCUCAACCACAGUUUGAAGUUUGCUACUGUAACUGAAACCAGAGCUGAAAUAACCAUUCAAUGCUAAGUAGUAAAAAUAUAUUAACUUCUCCUUAUCAAUUUUAUUUAUACCAAAACUGUGUUGUAUUAUUUGAGAGCUUAAAUACUGAUUAAAUUUUUUGGUGUUUUUAUAUUUAGGGUUCAUUUCACCCAAUUACUCAAGUAAUUCUGCCUGUUUCCUGCUCCUUUUUGUAAUUUCAACAUUUAAUUAACUAAUGUGCAUGUCAAACUAUAGUAAGAAUACUCUGCUAAACAUGAACAUAGAAGAUUAGCUGAUUUAUAUUCUUAAAUGUACAGCUUUUCAAGCACCACUCUAUGAAAUGGAAACACUGUUACCUUCAGGUUUUUUAAUUCCAUGAGCAUGUCUUUGGCACUAGUUCUAAGUGAAAACUUUUUGGUAGAAAACUUGCAUAGCUCUUACUGCAGGUCUCUGACAUACCAUACUUGCAUUGUUCAUCAAGUGCCAGUUCUUCCUGCAAUGGCAAGAAGUAUCUGACUCUUUCUUAAACUGUGAUUCAUGUGGCCAUUUGUACCCACAGUCACAAGUAAGUACGCAAAGCAGGCAGAUCCAAUUUUACAAUAACCCAUACUGACACAAACAGGAAUGUGUCUUCCUCUAGUGAAGAUGGGAAGUGUCAAGCUGGAGUCAAGUAUUGUUGCUGCUUUGGGCUGGAUAAACUAAAGGAUUUAGACAUUAAAACGCAGCAAACUCCACCCAAACAUCUAAGCACAAAAUGCAAAUCCUAAAAAUUCCCAGUCAGCUGCUGCCUAUUCAUCCUGAAGCACAUGCUUCACCAUGUAAAAUUCCCUAGGUAACUAAACAAAGUAAAUCCAGAACAACAACAACAAAAAUCUAAGUUCCAAGGGGCUAACCAUAUAUGCCACAUAUAAGCUCUAUCUGCACUUACACGCUGGGCAUCAUGCUGUCACAAAUAGCCCUAACAGGAAAGGUGUCACCACUUCUUUCUGCGUGGACAUAAUGGUGUAGAGAAUGUAGCUGUGCAUAAAGAAGUAGAAAAUAUUACACUAUUAGUUUUCACAAAGAGCUCUAGCAACUGUUCUCUGUCCCUUUUGAAGGUGAAGGUACCAGACUGGAUGUAAUUAUGCCUGCACGGCUCUUGAAAGCACCUUUUCAUUUGUUGCUUUGAGGCUUUAACACAACCAAGAAGGGAGUUGUAUCUUUAGUCCUGGAAGAGGAUAACAGGACAGAAAUAGCUUACAUACAUUUUACCCACCUGUAAAUAACUAAUAACUUGAUUUAAGGAUCAAGCACUUCUGUGUUCGUUGUACUACAGCAGUGCUUUUUAGUAUUCUCUUUAAAAAGUCAUGCUACUGAGUUACAAAGGUGGUGUUGGGGAAACAUGCUAGAGCUAUGUAAACCGCAAGUUCAUAAUACACUUCUAAGAAUUUUUCCUGAUUUUUUGUUUAUUUUUUAAAAAAAACGAAACAUGCCUUUUAUGUUCCUGCCUCUUGUUACAUGCUGUAAAGAGAUAGUAAGAUUUUUCAGAGCAAGGAAACAACUUAUUGGUGUGAUAUAAGUGGCACACUUUAGGAAAUCUAUUAAUAACUAAUAAAAUAAUAUUGGCUCUGUUA
This is a messenger RNA of Oxyura jamaicensis (ruddy duck), 5221 nucleotides long. Its product is annotated as neuropeptide Y receptor type 4-2-like. Lineage: Eukaryota; Metazoa; Chordata; Aves; Anseriformes; Anatidae. Gene Ontology annotation, cellular component: neuron projection; plasma membrane. The transcript is spliced from 2 exons. The record is from RefSeq and is a predicted model, not a curated record. Gene Ontology annotation, biological process: G protein-coupled receptor signaling pathway. The coding region runs from base 270 to 1406 and encodes 378 amino acids. Gene Ontology annotation, molecular function: neuropeptide binding; pancreatic polypeptide receptor activity.